AUGGGUCAACUACUUGCCGGACAACAGGUAGAGGAGAGAGAACCGGUCAACAUACUUCCAAUUCAAAGAAAUGCAUUGCCACAACAAGCAACACAACAUCGUUCAACUCAUAUGAUGCGAAUGAUGGCGCCAACUCCUAUUCAUAUGAUGCGAAUGAUGGCGCCAACUCCUAUUCAUACGAGCCAACAUCGCCGUAAGCCACGUCGAAGAAAACAACGAACGCGACACGCUCCGGAAGUUGGCCGAAAGUCUUAA
This is a messenger RNA of Rotaria socialis, 255 nucleotides long. The record is from the annotation of a GenBank genome assembly. Lineage: Eukaryota; Metazoa; Rotifera; Eurotatoria; Philodinida; Philodinidae.